Molecule: messenger RNA, 2715 nt
Organism: Propithecus coquereli (Coquerel's sifaka)
Lineage: Eukaryota; Metazoa; Chordata; Mammalia; Primates; Indriidae
Gene: RELT
Product: RELT tumor necrosis factor receptor
Exons: 10
Coding region: 68-1360 (430 amino acids)
Biological process (GO): amelogenesis; apoptotic process
Molecular function (GO): protein binding
Source: RefSeq, a predicted model, not a curated record
GUCCCUGCUGCCCAGGUGAGUCUCCCCUCCAUCUGCCAUAGACUGGCGACCACCCCGGGGCCUGAGGAUGAAGCUGAGCCCACUGUGCUGGCCCCUGUCCUGCCUGCUUGUGCUGCUGCCCUGGUCUCUGGCCACUCCAACAUCAACGACCCCAUGGCAGUGCCCACCUGGGGAGGAGCCCAACCUGGAUGUGGGGCAGGACACAUUAUGCAGGUCCUGCCCCCCGGGCACCUUCUCAGCCUCAUGGGGCUCCAGCCCAUGCCAGCCCCAUGCCCGCUGCAGCCUUCGAAGGCGGGUGGAGGCCCAGCUGGGCACGGCGACUCAGGAUACACUGUGUGGAGGCUGCCAGCCUGGGUGGUUUGGGCCUUGGGGGGUCCCCCGAGUUCCAUGUCAGCCAUGUUCCUGGGCACCUCUUGGUACUCGCGGCUGUGAUGAAUGGGGGCGGCGAGCCCGACGUGGUGUGGAGGUGGCCGCGGGGGCCAGCGGCAGUGGUGAGACGCGGCAGCCUGGGAACAGUACACGGGCAGGCGGCCAUGAGGAGACGGCCGCGCAGUACGCGGUCAUUGCCAUCGUGCCUGUCUUCUGCCUCAUGGGGCUGCUGGGCAUCCUGGUGUGCAACCUGCUCAAGCGGAAGGGCUACCACUGCACCGCUCACAAGGACGUCGGGCCCCGCCCUGGAGGUGGCGGCAAUGGAAUCAACCCUGCCUACCGGGCAGAGGAUGCCAACGAGGACACCAUUGGGGUCCUGGUGCGCCUGAUCACAGAGAAGAAAGAGAACGCUGCGGCCCUGGAGGAGCUGCUGAAAGAGUACCACAGCAAGCAGCUGGUGCAGACGAGCCACAGGCCUGUGCCCAGGCUGCCACUGGUGCCCCCCAGCGCGCCGCACAUCUGUCCGCAUCGCCACCACCUCCACACCGUGCAGAGCCUGGCCUCGCUCUCUGGCCCCUGUUGCUCCCGUUGUAGCCAGAAGAAGUGGCCUGAAGUGCUGCUGUCCCCUGAGGCUGCAGCUGCCACCUCUCCUGCUCCUAGCCUCCUGCCCAACCCAGCCAAGGCUCCCAAGGCCGGGGCCAAGGCAGGACGCCAGGGCGAGAUCACCAUCUUGUCUGUGGGCAGGUUCCGUGUGGCUCGAAUUCCCGAGCAGCGGACAAGUUCAGUGGUGUCUGAGGUGAAGACCAUCACAGAGGCCGGGCCCUCAGAGGGUGAUCUCCCCGACUCCCCACGACCUGGCCUGCCCCCUGAGCAGCGGGCACUGCUAGGAAGUGGCGGAAGCCAUGGGAAGUGGCUGAAGCCCCCAGCAGAGAACAAAGCCGAGGAGAACCGCUAUGUGGUCCGGCUAAGUGAGAGCAACCUGGUCAUCUGAGGGGCUGCCUGGUCUGAGAGCACUACAGCCUGGCCUGGGAGGUUCUGAAGGCUUCCUGGAGGAGGUAGAGCCGCAGCUGGGACUGUGAGGACCGAGAUGCAGUGGCUCAGCAGAAGAAACAGUAAAGGCCAAGGCCUGGAGGUGGGACCCUCCACCUCAGUGAGGAGCAAGGCAGGUCGGGAGCACCGCGUGCAGGAGCAGAUCGAGAGCCCCGCCCCCGCCCCUGCUGCCUCGGCUCCUCCCCUGCAGGAUGCCCCUGACCCCGUGCCUGCACUGGCCAGAUCUAGGAGCCCCCGGGAUUCUCUGUACCGCCAGGGGGCUAGGCUUGGUGGGAGGGAGGGUCCUGUGUCUGGCACCACUGGCCCCUUCCCUUGGUAAUUAGCCAUCCCCUGCCCCUGUACAGGCCCUAGAGCAGAUGUGCCUCCCCCUCCUCUUCUGGCAGGUCUUGUAAAGGGAAGGGCAACAACAGCCCUGGGCUGGGAGGCUGAGUUCCUGGGUUCUAACCUGGGGCACGCUCCUGGCCAUUGCUGAGUCGUGGUUUUUCUGACUGUGAAGUGGGAGGAGAUGAUGUCUCAGUACCCAGGGCCUCUCCAGCUCCUUGCAGGUUCUGGGCUGGGUUGUGGGGGGCAGGGGAGCUGGACUCUGCCACCACUCCCAGCAGUAGCUUUACCUGGCCCCACUGUUGCUGCUUCCAGGGCCUCUGCCUUCAAGGCCCCUCCAGGGCUGUCCAUCGAUGGCUCUGCCUACAGAUGGGGCUUAAUGCAUGUGCCUGCCCCACCCUGCUGUUUUUAAUGAAAUUGCAGAAGCAGUCUUGACCCGGGCAGGGCUGUGGUACAGAGCCCCAGCCUGCCCAGCCACCCCCAAGAUCUCAGGAGCUUCAGGGAGAGGAGUGUUGGCGGGGCUGGAGCCAGUCUCUGGCCUCAGUGGCUUCCGUGUCCUGUGGUGCCAGCGUGUCUGGGCAGCGCAGGCGACUGCCAGGCCCAGCCCCACCCUCUGCUCCGGCUCAGCAACUUGGUUAUUUAUGUGGGGCCAUGCAGGCGCGGGCCGCCGCCCGCCCCCAUUUCUCUUAUUUAUUGCAAUUUGCUGUGGCCCUAUCCUUGCAUCUCCGUCCCCAUCCAUUUGUUGAGUAAUAAAAGGUGGGAAAGUGCUGUCAUGAGGAGCUUCCUUUCUCUGUGCCCCUUCCCCAGCCAUCUGUCUGUUCAACACAGACCUCUCAGGCCCUGCUGUGUGGCGGCGUGUGCUGGGCAGGCUGUCCCUCCCCGCCCGCGCCCGCUCCUCCGCUGCAGGGAAGCAGGGCCCGGAGGAGGCCCUUCACCUCCUCUGGUUCUCAACGAAGGCCCUAGGGUGAGGGCUGU